Eutrema salsugineum is the source of this 3403-nucleotide messenger RNA. Its product is annotated as probable LRR receptor-like serine/threonine-protein kinase At1g12460. Gene Ontology annotation, molecular function: protein kinase activity; ATP binding; protein binding. The transcript has 2 exons. NCBI's taxonomy places the organism in Eukaryota, Viridiplantae, Streptophyta, Magnoliopsida, Brassicales, Brassicaceae. The record is from RefSeq and is a predicted model, not a curated record. The coding region runs from base 643 to 3309 and encodes 888 amino acids. Gene Ontology annotation, biological process: protein phosphorylation.
UUCACAUGGUGGAAGCCACACAGAUGUAUCGAUUCACAGAGAGAGAGAAAACCUUUACAGAAGAGAGAGAGAAAGAAAGAGAGUAUUAAAUUGCUUCACCUGCUUACUUUCCACUUUUCCAGCCAAGGCACACUCUCCACGCACUCUUCUUCUUCUUCUUCUCAAAGCUGAGAUGAAACUUUCAUCUUAUUUAUUUUUAAUUAAUGGGUUUAGUUUGGAAACUCAAAACACCCAGAUCUUAUUCUAUGUUUCUUGAUCAAGGCUUGUUCUUGAUUCCGUGAUUCUUGAAAAAAUCGCUUAUCGAGGUCCUUUUUUUUUGGUUUUUUUCUUGACUUUGGUUUUGUCGUUUUUAGCCGUUGAAGAUGCUGAAAAAUGGAAAUUGUUAAAGCUCAAUCCCCAAGAAAAUUAGAAUGCCGAUUCUGUUCUACACUUCUACUUUUUAAUUUCUAAUUCUUGCUUCGCUUUCGAGGAUUGGGUUUAAGUUAAAAUGCAGCUACUUAUGUAUUCUUCUUCUUCUUCUUCUUCAAUUUCCAAAAAAUGCUACUGAAAAUAGCGUAGCUUUGCGAACCGGGUUUUGGGUCUGGGUUAGGAUCUGAUAACCGACAAUGCCAAUCGGGUAAAUUCCGAUUUUCGAUUUUGAGAAUGAUAAGAGUUUCUCGCUUCCUGAUUUUGGUAAUUCUCACAUUUGCUUACAUUAUUGAUUUGUCGGAUUCCAUCACCGAACGAGAGAUUCUGCUUCGAUUCAAAGACAAGAUCAUCGACGAUCCGUACAACAGCUUAGCUUCUUGGGUUUCGUUUGACGAAGACGACGACCUCUGUAAUAGCUUCAAUGGCGUAUCUUGUAACCCAGAAGGAUUCGUCGACAAGAUCGUUCUUUGGAACACAAGUCUCGCCGGAACCCUAACUCCGGCAUUGUCCGGUUUAACUUCUUUGAGGGUUUUGAAUCUGUUUGGUAACAGAUUUACAGGUAACUUACCUUUGGAUUACUCAAAGUUACAGACUUUAUGGAAUAUCAAUGUCAGUUCCAAUGCAUUGUCUGGUUCCAUCCCUGAGUUUAUCGGUGACUUAACUAAUCUAAGGUUCUUGGAUCUGUCGAAAAAUGGUUUUGUCGGAGAGAUUCCGGAUUCUCUAUUCAGAUUCUGCUACAAGACCAAGUUCGUUUCACUGUCUCACAACAAUCUCUCAGGAUCAGUCCCCGAAUCAAUCAUAAACUGUAACAAUCUCAUCGGUUUCGAUUUCUCUUACAAUGGCAUUACCGGUUUGUUGCCUAGGAUCUGCGAUAUCCCGGUUCUCGAGUUUGUGUCUGUGAGAAGAAACGUGUUGUCUGGUGUUGUGUUUGAGGAGAUUUCGAAAUGCAAGGGUUUGAAACAUGUCGAUGUAGGAAGCAAUUCUUUCGACGGAUUAAUGUCUUUGGAGGUUCUUGGAUUCAAGAACAUGACUUAUUUCAACGUCUCUGGAAACCGGUUUAAAGGGGAGAUUGGUGAGAUCGUUGAUUGCAGUGAAAGUUUGGAGUUUUUGGAUGCUUCUUCGAAUGAGUUAAUCGGAAAUGUACCUAGCGGUAUAACCGGAUGCAAAAGUCUUAAGCUUUUGGACUUGGAAUCAAAUAGGCUCAGUGGGAGUGUACCUUUAGGUAUUGGGAACAUGGAGAAGCUCUCUGUGAUCAGAUUAGGCGAUAACUCUAUAGAUGGGACGCUACCUGGAGAGCUCGGAAAUCUGGUGUUUCUACAGGUUUUGAAUUUGCAUAAUCUCAAUCUCAUUGGCGAUAUUCCAGAGGAUAUAUGCAAUUGCAGACUACUUCUUGAACUAGAUGUUUCUGGGAAUGCUUUAGAAGGAAAGAUCCCCAAGAAACUAUUCAACUUAACGAACUUAGAGAUUCUUGAUCUGCAUCAGAACAGAAUCGAUGGAAGUAUUCCACCUAAUCUCGGGAACCUCACGAGAAUACAGUUCCUUGAUCUUUCAGAGAAUUUGCUUUCGGGUCCUAUACCCUCUUCCCUCGUGAAUUUGAAUAGACUGACACAUUUCAAUGUUUCUUACAACAACCUCUCUGGCGUUAUCCCAAAGAUCCAAGCUUCGGGAGCUUCUUCGUUUUCCAACAACCCUUUCCUCUGUGGUGAUCCUCUCGAAACACCGUGCAAUCCUCUCAGAAACGGAACAAGAUCAAGAAACGCAAAAGCUCUAAGCACCUCUGUGAUCAUUGUUAUUGUAGCUGCUGCUGUGAUCUUGGUUGGUAUCUGUCUAGUUCUUGUUUUGAACCUUAGAGCUCGUAAAAGAAGGAAGAACCACGAAGAAGACACAGUCGCUUUCGACAACACAACAACCUUGGCUUCGACGGAAUCUGGCAAUGGCGGUGUCACGUUCGGGAAACUUGUUCUGUUCAGCAAGAGUUUGCCUUCCAAGUAUGAAGAUUGGGAGGCGGGAACGAAAGCUUUGCUUGACAAGGAUAACAUAAUCGGGAUAGGAUCGGUUGGAGCGGUUUAUAGAGCAUCUUUCGAAGGAGGGGUCUCCAUUGCAGUGAAAAAGCUCGAGACUUUAGGAAGAAUCGAAAACCAAGAAGAGUUCGAGCUAGUAAUUGGAAGGCUUGGAGGUUUAAGUCACCCGAAUCUUGCUUCUUUUCAAGGUUACUACUUUUCCACGACAAUGCAGUUAAUUCUUUCUGAGUUUGUCCCAAACGGAAGCCUUUACGAUAAUCUUCACGCAAGAAUCUUCCAUAGAACCAGUAGUAGUAGUAGCAGCAGCCAUGGAAACACUGAGUUGAACUGGCAGAGAAGGUUCCAAAUCGCGUUAGGAACUGCAAAGGCGCUUUCUUUCCUUCACAAUGAUUGUAAACCUGCGAUUCUUCAUCUCAAUGUUAAGUCUACCAACAUACUACUCGACGACAGAUACGAGGCAAAGCUAUCGGAUUACGGUUUGGAAAAGUUUCUUCCGGUUUUGAAUAGCUACGGUUUAACCAAGUUCCACAAUGCGGUUGGGUACAUAGCUCCAGAGCUAGCUCAGAGUUUGAGAGUGAGUGACAAAUGUGAUGUUUAUAGCUACGGUGUGGUUCUUCUUGAGCUUAUUACUGGUAGAAAACCGGUGGAGUCUCCAUCGGAAAACGAAGUUUUGAUCCUAAGGGACCAUGUGAGGGAUUUGUUGGAGACAGGGUCGGCUUCUGAUUGUUUUGACAGAAGAUUGAGAGGGUUUGAAGAGAAUGAGCUGAUUCAAGUUAUGAAAUUAGGUCUGAUUUGCACAACGGAGAGUCCAUUGAAGAGACCGAGCAUGGCAGAGGUUGUGCAGGUUCUUGAAUUGAUCAGAAAUGGAAUGGGAUCAUGAGAAAUAUGGCUCAGAUUUUGCAGAGAAAUUGUGCAGUGUUUAGUUCAUUUUUUUCCGGUUUAGACUUGAUUCUUCAGUAAAAUUUGUAUUCUUU